GUCGGUGGUGUCAGUUCUGCACGCGAGCCGAACAGCAGCAGGUGUGCGCCGAAUCCCCGCUGCCCGCGACAUAGGAGCGACAAGGGGCCGGGAUACGCGAGCUUGGCCGGAGAGCCGAACGAGCUCGGGGAUGACGCGGCGCCGAUGAGGAGGAGGCGCCGGUCGAACAACGUGAUCACGGCCGAGGGACACCGGCGACUCGGCACAGGAACAGAAGCGAACAUGCGAGCCGAUAACUCCUGGCACGAGAAUGAGGAGGCCGAAUCGACGUAACGAUCCACGGCAGGAUGGCCACUCGCCCGCUGCUGAGUCUGGCGCUCCUCGGCGUCGUUCUCAUCUCCUUCGCUCAUGGACGAGGAGUGGUGCUGGACAGCCAGGGGCCAGUGCUGACGUCGGAGCCCCGUUCCUCCGUCGAGUUCUCCAACGACACGGGAGCGAUGGUCCACUGCUCGGCGAACGGAAGUCCGAUGCCGCGGGUCGACUGGCUCAUGGGCGACGGCUCGCCCGUACUUCCGAUCUCCAACAUCCGCGAGAUGCUCGUCAACGGCUCCAUAUACUUCCUGCCUUUCGGGGCGGAAAACUACCGACACGACGUCCAUUCGGCGGUCUACAGGUGCCAGGCAUCGAACAGCGUUGGCCGCGUCCUCGGACGCGAGGUCACCAUUAAGGCCGUGGUGCGGCAGAAGUACGAAGUUCAAGUACGCGACGCCUACGUUCUCUCGGGCAACACGGGCGUCCUAAGGUGUGAAAUCCCGGCCUUCGUCAAGGAAUACGUAUCGGUGACUUCCUGGGUGCAGGACUCGGCCUUCAACAUUUAUCCCACCCCUGACAGUGAUGGAAAAUACCACAUGCUGCCGACGGGGGAGCUCCUUGUGUUCUCCGUAAUUUCCGCGGAUGCUCACGCGAGCUAUCGCUGCCGUACUGUCCAUCAUGUCACCGGGAGCACAGUCGAAAGUUCCUCCUACGCUCAUCUAGUGGUUACGGAGCACCGGAAUCCAGUGCCGCCGCGCUUCAACGAGCACAUGAACCCGGCGCCAGUAAAGACCGGCGAGACGAUCGUCCUCUCGUGCAUCUCCCAGGGCAUCCCGCCGCCCAUGUAUCUCUGGUUCCGGGAGUCGGCGAGCACGGGCCCGGAGAUGGUCGGCAACUCGGAGCGCGUCCACGCGCGCUCGGGAGUCCUCGUUGUCCAGCAAGCGAGGCUCGAGGACGCCGGCCGCUACGUCUGCCACGCGAACAAUACCGCGGGCUCCGAGAGGGUCGAGCUCGAGGUCUCCAUUAUCAGUGGACUGACGAUUCGCGUCGCACCACAGCAGGUGACGGUGGACCUUGGGAAAGACGCAGAGUUCCAAUGCUCGGUACAGGGACAGCCGAUGCCGACCGUAUCCUGGGCGAAGGACACCUUGCCCAUUCGCGAGGGUGCCUCAGGACGGACGAAGAUUCUCGGUAACGGAGGCACGACCCUCCACGUGGCUUCGAUAACGCGCGACGAUAAGGGAAUGUACCAGUGCUUCGCCAAAAACGACAACGAAAUGGUUCAGGCUACCGCGGAACUUCGCCUUGGGGAUGCGACGCCUCAACUAGUUUACAAGUUCAUCGAGCAGACGAUACAGCCGGGACCCUCGGUAUCCCUCAAGUGCAUCGCCACGGGUAAUCCAACGCCGCACUUCACCUGGACCCUCGAUGGCUUCCCCCUUCCGCAGAACGACAGGUUCAUGAUCGGUCAGUACGUGACGGUACACGGCGACGUCAUCUCGCACGUGAACAUCAGCGCGGUACGCGUGGAGGACGGCGGCGAGUAUCGAUGUGCAGCGGUUAACCGGGUGGCCAAGGUCCAUCACGGGGGAAGACUCAACAUCUACGGGCCGCCCCAUGUCCGACCAAUGGGCAAUUACGCGGCCGUAGCCGGGGAGACGACCGUCAUCAAGUGCCCGGCUGCCGGCUUCCCCAUCGGCGCCAUCGUCUGGGAGAAGGACGGCCAGGUUCUGCCGACAAGCCGUAGGCAGGAGGUAUCGAGCAACGGGACCCUCACGCUCCACAGGGUCGACAGCAAUACCGACAAGGGCGCCUACACGUGCACGGCCAAGAGCCAGCAGGGCAGGUUCGACUCGCAAACGGUGCACAUCGAAGUGAAAGUGCCACCCCAGAUAGCGCCCUUUACCUUUAACAAGGAUUUGUCGGAGGGCGUGCGCGCCCAGGUGACCUGCGUGAUCGAGAAGGGCGACGCACCCUUCGUCAUCGGCUGGUCGAAGGACGGCGAGCCGAUAGAUAGCCUCGGGCCCUACGGCCGCUACGGCGGGGCCCAGCACAUGCCCGGCCUCAGGGUCACCAGCAUCGACGCGCAUUCCAGCACGAUCGUCAUCGAGAGGGUGGCGGUCAAUCACACGGGCAACUACACGUGCCACGCUCGCAACUCCGUCGCCGAGGUCUUGCACACGGCGGAGCUCGUCGUGCGCGUGCCCCCACGAUGGUUAACCGAGCCCCAGGACGUCCACGCACCCGAGGGCAUGUCGCGUCUAAGCCUCCACUGCCACGCGGACGGCUUCCCACCACCGAGUGUCACCUGGCGCAAAGCCAGCGGCAACAAGCCCGGCGACUACAAGGACAUCGCCGGCCACGAGCACAGCCACGACCCCAAAAUACACUCGAACGGCUCCCUCGUAUUCGCCCGGGUGCAGGAGGACCACGAGGGCUUCUACCUCUGCGAGGCGGUAAACGGCAUUGGCGCUGGACUCAGCAAAGUCGUCUACCUUACCGUUAACGCCCCGGCUCACUUCACCGUCAAACACGAGAACCGCACUGCUCGUUUGGGCUCGAACGCUUCGCUACGCUGCGAGGCUAAGGGCGACCAUCCCCUGAAAAUCGUCUGGCGCAAGGCGGGAUCGCAGCUCGAGCCCGCUGUCUCCGAUUAUCGCUACAUGGUCAAGGAUGUGAACACGACCGAGGGAGCGGCGAGUGUCCUGGGCCUCGUCGGCACUACGAGGGACGACAGCGGCCGGUACUACUGCAUCGCCAGCAACGCCUACGGUCGCGACGAGAUGACCAUACAUCUGUAUAUUCAGGAACCCCCGGACUUUCCAAGAAAUUUGCGCGUUGUUGAGAAAGGAAGUCGCUUUAUAAAGCUCGGGUGGAUAACGAGUCAGGAUGGCAACAGCCCCAUCACGCAAUACAUCAUCGAAUACAAAACCGAAGCAGAAGUUUGGCACGACCAUACGUUUCACACGACGGUGCCCGGGACUCAGGCACACGCCCACAUAAGCGGCCUUCGACCAGCGGUUACAUAUCAAUUUCGCAUUUUCGCCGAGAACGAACUUGGCAGAAGUCAGCCAAGUGACAUUUUAGACGCGAUGACGGAAGGUGAAACGCCAGGUGGACCGCCUAAGAAUCUGAAGAUCGAGUCUGUGAGUUCGACGGAAUUGAAAGUAACGUGGGAUCCACCGGACGAUGAUUUGUGGAAUGGCGAAAUUCUUGGUUAUCACGUUGGCUAUAAGGAGCAAAGGCACGGCUCCGAGUACGUCUACCGCACAGUCGAAGGCCGCAUCUCCACGGCCAGCAUAGCUCUUGGACUGGCAAGGACGGCGAUACCAGGUCGACAGUGUCAGAUCAUGAAUCUCAAAAAGUACACUCGCUACAGCCUCGUAGUCCAGGCUUACAAUGCCCUCGGAGCUGGGCCCAUGACUCCCGAGGUUAUCGCCACGACGCUGGAAGACGUGCCGUCAAGUCCGCCGCAAGACGUCCGAUGCACGGCUCUGACCUCGCAAUCUCUCCAAGUAUCAUGGGACCCACUUCCAAAUUCGAGCCUCAACGGGAUACUCAAGGGUUACAAAGUCAUGUAUGAGAACAUGGACGCGCUCACCGAUUCGACCAAAGUUGAAACCAAAAGCACCACUGCCCUCACCGUAGGAUUAACCAAUCUGGAGAAGCAUACCAAUUACUCGGUGCAGGUGUCGGCGUUCACGCUAGCGGGUGACGGCGUGGCCUCGGCGCCGCUCUACUGCGUGACCGAGGAGGAUAAGCCGGAGAUGCCGGCGGGGAUAAAGGCGGUCGCAAGCUCGGCGACCUCGAUAAUCGUCUCAUGGCAGUCGCCGCUACGCAGCAACGGCAUCAUCACCUCCUACAGCGUGCACGUACGCUCGGUCGGACCUGAUGGCAAAUGGUACCGGAGGGCUCUACCGCCCCACGAAACGAGCUACCUCGCCGAGAACCUCCACAAGAAGAACCAGUACGAGUUCAACAUCGCGGCGGUGACGUCGGUGGGUGACGGGCCCCGCACCCCAUCUAUCAUUGUCUCGCCCUCGAGCGAAGUACGAGCAGCGAUUUACUCGUUCGGAUCAAUUCUCGUCGUACCAUGGAAGCAAGACGUCCUGUUGCCUUGUCAGAGGGUUGGGAAACCGGAGCCUACAGUCACGUGGAAACAGUGGGGUCAAGUUAUCCGGCUCGGAACAUCGCUGAGAGUCACUUUGGAAAAUGACGGCUCGUUACAGAUUAGAGACUUGCACAGGGAAGACAGCGGCAAUUAUACUUGUUUCGUGGAAAAUCGCUAUGGAUCUGAUCAAAUUACGCAUCGGCUAACUGUGCAAGUACCACCGGCGGCACCAAUGCUACACGCAACCAGCGCCACCAGCAACUCCAUUAAUGUCCAAUGGAAAAACGGGGACGACGGGGGCGCCCCGAUUCGCGGCUACAUCCUGCACUUCAAGCGCGAGUUCGGCGAGUGGGAGGAGAUCAAGCUAUCGCACAAGAGCAGCAGCUACCAAUUGUCGCAGCUGUGGUGCGGCACCGACUACCAGGUCUACCUCACCGCGUACAACCGUAUCGGUAUGGGCUCACCGAGCGAGAUCGUCAAGGCGACGACCGAGGGCUCGAAACCCGACGACUCGCCCGCCAACGGCGACAAGUUCAUAACUGUCAACGUAUCAUGGAUCACGCUUCACCUGCAUGCCUGGGGCGACGGCGGCUGCCCCAUCACCUACUUCGAGCUCGAAUACAAGAGGAGCGGCGAGGAACUGUGGACCCUCAUGUCCAACAAUAUCGAGGUGCAGAAAUCGUACACGUUGAGCGAAUUGCAGCCGGGCACGAGCUACGAGGUGCGCAUAAGGGCACACAACAAUGCGGGAUCCUCGGUGGCCGAGUACAAAAUAACAACGCAGCAGCCGCACACGAGUUCCACGGUACCGGCCCUCGACGUCGACAGAUUCAUACCCCAGCAGACGCCUGCUUACGCGGACAUCAAACUGAUCGUUCCUCUCGUCUUGAGCUCGUUCGCCGUCAUUGUCGCCGCAGGCACCGUCUUCUACUGCUUUAAAAAACGGAGCCUUCAUGAUGCGCAAACGGCCGCGGCAUUAGAUAAUAAACAAAACAUGGAACAACGGGAGCAGUACUACGCGACUGUGCGGAAGCCCCUGCGCUCGCCAAUUCACGAGAUUGGUACGUUGGAAAGGAUACCAGAGUACUCCGAGGACAUCUACCCGUACGCAACUUUCCAAUUGAAGGAAAGUGUUCCGGCGAGCGCCGACAGCCGCUGCGACUCCGCGGCGCCGCUCCAGACCUUCGUCUACCACGAUCCCCGGCUCACGAGCGCCGACACCCUGCAGCUCCGAGAGUCGGAUUGCAACCGGUACGCUAAGGUGCGCGGGGGCCGCUCGUCCUCUGCGCCGUUGCAUAAAGCAGCGCACAAGACGAGUCAGGGCAAGUCCGAGUCGGAAGAGUACGACACCCUGGGCUCGGACAGCGACACGGAAGUCGGGACCAGCAGCCGAACCGAGUCUUCCAAUCACCUCGUCGAUUCCCAUCACUCGGCCUCUGCGACCGAUGCGCGCGUUCACAACUUCUUGUACCAUGGACCAGAAUCUAGCACGUCUACAGAACCCUCACCGAUUUUUGAGAGAAAAUCGUUUCCUGGAAGGGGAAGACCCAAGAUGCUACGGCUGGCGCGUUAUACCGGCGAGGAGACCAGGUCAAGCCUCGUCGUCGGCCCAGCAAUCGGGCAGCACGGGGGGUCUCGCCCUGCCAAGCACCAGCCGUGCCCUAACGUCCAGGAGCGUGACGGACCAGGCCACAACAUGUUCAUCCCCAAGCUGGAUCCACCCUCGGGCUUCUCCGACGCGCUUGAACUGACCGACGCCGAGUGCGAGCAACUCGACCGCGGCCAACGCAACCUACGCGACUUUGUCAUCGCGGUGUAAAUAAGGUGCCGGGAGCUACCUGGAACCGCGGAUCCUGGGCUCCCGGUUCGACGGACUACGAUGAGAUGGAAGACCCGGUCGAGCACGAGAUGAGAUACGCGAAUAUCGGCCGAACGUAUUUAUUAUUGAGGUGAAAUUGGGGCUGGCCAUCCCCAUUAUACAUAUUAACGACGUGACGCGGCUAGAUUGGGAUGGGUGGGCGUCGAGGGGAGGGGGAUAUAGGAGAUGAGGCGAUCGAGGAAUAGAGCCAGAGAUUGAAAAUAACCCGAUGAUCGUACAUUUUUCAAGGUCUCAGAUAGAUAAAAUACACGCCAACAUGUUGUCCUGUUGAUAUCGCAUACUUUAUAAUAUACAUAAUACAUAUA
This is a messenger RNA of Ceratosolen solmsi marchali, 6547 nucleotides long. Its product is annotated as Down syndrome cell adhesion molecule-like protein Dscam2. The transcript has 27 exons. NCBI's taxonomy places the organism in Eukaryota, Metazoa, Arthropoda, Insecta, Hymenoptera, Agaonidae. Gene Ontology annotation, molecular function: protein binding. The record is from RefSeq and is a predicted model, not a curated record. Gene Ontology annotation, biological process: cell-cell adhesion. The coding region runs from base 288 to 6182 and encodes 1964 amino acids.